This is a messenger RNA of Mesocricetus auratus (golden hamster), 5064 nucleotides long. RefSeq names its product casein kinase 1, epsilon (gene Csnk1e). The coding region runs from base 2515 to 3810 and encodes 431 amino acids. Gene Ontology annotation, molecular function: ATP binding; protein serine/threonine kinase activity. Gene Ontology annotation, cellular component: nucleus; cytoplasm. The transcript has 12 exons. Gene Ontology annotation, biological process: signal transduction; peptidyl-serine phosphorylation; endocytosis. Lineage: Eukaryota; Metazoa; Chordata; Mammalia; Rodentia; Cricetidae. The record is from RefSeq and is a predicted model, not a curated record.
GGACUCCGGGUCAGCGAGGUCGUUUGCGUGUAGGGUGGGGGCUCCGGGGGUUCUAAGUGAUGGGGUGCGUGGUCACCCUGGCCACCGGCUUUGUUUUCCUUUGUGGCAAGAAGAAGGGAGGGGAUUAUUUAUCGCCUGGAUUCUCAUUGCGGUGUGAGACUGCCUUGUGCCGCACGCCUCUGGGAAGCUGGGUGCCUGGGUAGAGCCAGGGCUCCGACUUAGGCCUGCCCCCUCCCCCUACUUUGCCCAGAGUUUUCCCACAUAUUUUCUUGGCAUAACCUUCUCCUAGGAAGGGGGUUUUUGGAGAGAAAGGGGUACAGUUCCGACGAAUACUUGUGUUUGGGACGCCUUUCCUAGGUUUAGGGUAUUCCUUCAGUUUUUAUUUUACUGGUUCAUUAACCAGGGGCUCUGGGGAAGGUGGGUGGUGUGUAGGGGGCACUGCCAAUGUGCCCGGCUGGUUGUAGUUUGUAAUUUUUCUAACCGGCUGAGAAGUCUUGACUCCUAUGGCCACCUUUUUUUUUUUUAACUUUGUUUACUGUCCCCCCCACCCCUCCCAUAGGAGAGAGGGAGUGAAGAAUUGAAAAGCUAACUUGAUUGCCUGAAGAAGCCCCCAAAGUUCUUUUUGGGUGGGGGGCUUUUAAGUGGAAGAGGGUUGGAACAGGCAAGACUCUAAGGCUCUGGGUCUCCAGGGUGGGCAGACCCUGGCGUUGGUGGGGUCCUGCAGGGUUGAUGUUUGUAGCCCUCUUCCCUUCUGUGUAGACGGUGGAGAGGGGCUUGGGGGUCAUGUGCAGCGUAUUUAUGUAAGACACCCAGACAGAGGGCACUGGUAUUUAUAUAACCUGGCGUGGGUAUUUAUGUAAUAUAGGAUGCAGUAUAUUUAUGCUCCUUUCCUAACCUGUGGCUUUCCCCGCUGCCAUGUGUGGUCUCUGAGUUGGCGUUGGUGGAAACCCGGCUGGGGGUGGUGUUUGUGAGUACACACCCAGUCCCCCCCUUUCCCGUAGGGAUCACGAGUGUGAGCCUCUGCUCCUGUCUUCCCUUGGCGGGUGCACUUAGAAAACUGGACCGUAUGUGAACCUGUGGUGCCGGGCUGGUGGGUUUUCUGAAGAUGUGCAGCUGUGCUGUUGGCAACCAGGGCAACUCAGCUGAGUCCAGGCCAGCCAUGUGGGCAAAGGGCCUUGAUGGAGAGCCCAGAGUUUGGCUGGCACCCAGUGGCAGCUACUUCCUUGUGGCUGGUGGAAGGACUGUGGUGACUCUCUGGGAACUAGUAUGAGGCUGGGGUGUCACUCCUGGCUUGAACCUUUUGACUCUUAGGCUGAUCAAGGAGCCCUGAUGAAUCUCUCUCAGCUUCCUUACAGGCCUGGCAGCUGGGGGUAGGCUUGGCACAUGGAAGGGGCAGACCCCCCAAGCAAACCAGCACAGUUACUGUCUCACCUCCUGGUUUUACUUCUCAAGUUUGGAGUGAAAUAAGUUCUGGGGAGGAGGCCGCCAGGUGGGCUAGCCUGACCCCUGUUUGCUCCUAGGUGAGGCUCUGCCCAUGACUUGUUGGGUGGUAGCCAGACCGCUCCAGGCUGGUCCAUCUGCAAAAGGAGUCUACUUUACCCUUCCCUGGCUUCCCAUCUUCUGGCAUCCCAGACUGCGCCCAGUCCUCGAGUCUUCUUUUCUUCUGGCCUGGAACACGGGGACCCAGACAUCUACCGGGCCAGUACAGAGGUUCUUGUUAUCCACGAACUUGAGGCAUCAGGAAGGAGGGGGUCUGCUCAGAUCAGCCCCGCAGGGACUAGUGACUUCAAAUCUGCUGUGCCAGGGACCUCUCCCAGGAGACCCUCUCUCCUUGUCUUCAAAGAAGCUUGCGUAGGAAUCCACCCAAAGAGAUGUGUGCAGAGAAGUCUAGAAACGGUUCUCUACAUCCCAAAUAGAACCUGGGAGGCAUUAUGAGGGACCUUGCCUUCCCUUUCUGAGUAGGGAUCAAACCCUCUUGUGUGGGCCUACUGGAACAGUCCAGCCUAGCCCUGGGUGAGCCUAGCGGCCCAGGGGCAGGGAUAGAGGUGGGUACCCUGUGCCCUCAGGAGUCUCAGUGCUGUGGAACUCUGUGGGGCCUUUCCCUUCUCACCCUUGGAAGUUGGAACUUGCUGGUGGUGGCUUUGGUAGUUUCCAGGACGGUCUGCUCCCAUGGACCCUGCUCCUCUGGGGCCCAGGACUUCCCUGAGGUCCUUUUGGUGCCUCUAGAGUGCUUGCAGAUAAAGCACUUUGGAGAAGACUUGGCCUUCGUCUGCUAGGGUUGGUGGAGAUUCACUGCUGAAUCCAAGACACAGGACUUGGGUCUCCUGCCUCUUCCCUGUAUCCCUUUGUCCUUGAUCAAGCUCCUUUAGCCCGUGGUAACCAGCCUCCCCCUGAGGGGGCUCACACCGGAGGGGCUGCUUUUCUUUCUCCUCCUGGGCCUUGGCUCUGAUACCACCUUUUCUGAACUACGUGAAGCCUGUCCUAAGCCUGCCUCAGCCCUGCCCAGGGUGAAGCAUGGAGCUGCGUGUGGGGAAUAAGUACCGCCUGGGCCGAAAGAUCGGCAGUGGGUCCUUUGGAGACAUCUACUUGGGUGCCAACAUUGCCUCUGGUGAGGAAGUAGCCAUCAAACUCGAAUGUGUGAAAACAAAGCACCCGCAGCUCCACAUAGAGAGCAAGUUCUACAAGAUGAUGCAAGGAGGAGUGGGGAUCCCGUCCAUCAAGUGGUGCGGGGCUGAGGGUGACUACAAUGUGAUGGUCAUGGAGCUGCUGGGGCCCAGUCUCGAGGACCUCUUCAACUUCUGUUCCCGAAAGUUCAGCCUCAAGACAGUGCUGCUGCUGGCCGACCAGAUGAUCAGCCGCAUCGAGUACAUCCACUCCAAGAACUUCAUCCACCGGGACGUGAAACCGGAUAACUUUCUCAUGGGCUUGGGGAAGAAAGGCAACCUGGUCUACAUCAUUGACUUCGGCCUGGCCAAGAAGUACCGUGAUGCCCGCACCCACCAGCAUAUCCCCUACCGGGAAAACAAGAACCUGACUGGCACUGCCCGCUAUGCCUCCAUCAACACCCACCUGGGCAUCGAGCAAAGCCGUCGAGAUGACCUGGAGAGCUUGGGCUAUGUGCUGAUGUACUUCAACCUGGGCUCCCUGCCCUGGCAGGGUCUCAAAGCCGCCACCAAGCGUCAGAAGUACGAGCGGAUCAGUGAGAAGAAGAUGUCAACGCCCAUUGAGGUCCUCUGCAAAGGCUACCCCUCCGAGUUCUCAACAUACCUCAACUUCUGCCGCUCCCUGCGGUUCGAUGACAAGCCCGACUACUCCUACCUGCGCCAGCUCUUCCGCAACCUCUUUCACCGGCAGGGUUUCUCCUACGACUACGUCUUCGACUGGAACAUGCUCAAAUUCAUGCGGCCCCCCUCCCGCCAGCCCCCUGUCCUUCCCUGUGGACGGCCUCAGGACCAGCUAGGGUGCAGCCCGGAAUCCCGAGGACGUAGACCGGGAGCGACGAGAACACGAACGGGAAGAGAGGAUGGGGCAGUUGCGGGGGUCCGCGACCAGAGCCCUGCCCCCUGGCCCACCCACAGGGGCUACUGCCAAUCGACUCCGCAGUGCAGCCGAGCCUGUGGCUUCCACGCCUGCCUCUCGAAUCCAGCAAGCUGGCAAUACUUCUCCCAGAGCGAUCUCACGGGCCGACCGGGAGAGGAAGGUGAGCAUGCGACUCCACAGAGGCGCACCUGCCAACGUCUCCUCCUCAGACCUCACUGGGCGGCAAGAGGUCUCCCGGAUUUCAGCCUCACAGACAAGCGUGCCAUUUGACCAUCUCGGGAAAUGAGGAGAGCCACCACCGACCAGUGUUUGCUUAGUGUCUUCACUGCAUUUUCUUAACGAAACAAAACAAAAUAAAGGACAGAAAGAAAGAACCAACCACUCAAGUGAACAAAAAGGAAAAAAAAACCACACACAACCCAGCACAGAGUCAACAAUGGAUUUUGUUUCUUUGAUUUAUUUUUCCAAUGGCAAAAAAGACAAGAUUGUCCUUAUCACUGAGGAUUCCUGUCCCCUCACCUUGCCCACUGCUCCCCACCGAAGGCUGCCAACACUCCUCUAGUGGCAUUGGGUCAUACGCUAGCCCCCGUUGCCGCCUGGCGGCCACCCACCACAUACCGGGCAGCCGAUGGAGGCGCCUGAAGAGCUUGCGUCAGGGAGUGGUUUGCCAGUCACAGACAAGUCCCAUGAGGUUUUGUGAGCCUCGGAUCCAAGGAGACACGCACGCACAGCUGCAGCCCCUCGGCAGCGACAGAGGCCAGCUUUGUAUUGGGCGUUCCCAGAGUCCCCCUGAGCAUCCUGGUCCCCCUUUCCCCCCUCCCGUCACCUCUAUGCAGGGACCUUGAGGGGGCGGUGAGGUGGUGGCCAUGAUGCCUUGUGCAUGUGUGAGUGUGUGACUGUGUGGCAGUGUGAAUGUGUGUGUGUGUGACCUGUAUUUUCCAGAGCAGCAGGUGACCUGCCAUCUUACCUGGCCAAGUUUCUGUUCUUGUCCCCAUGAAGUCAAGGUGGGGUGGACAAUGACCUCCACAUCCCUCAGGGCUUAGAGUCCUUGCCACCACCUGUUCUCAGAUGCCAGUGUGUGGCAACCCCAUCUUUCUUCCAUACCUGAUCCUAAGGCAAGUUCACAGAGUCUGUUCCCAGAUGGCAUCGGCUCUGACUUACCAUGUAGUUCCCUGGUCCUGACAGUCACCUGUGGUCACCCCUCUCCUAGGGCCUGAUUCUUGAGUAGGACCCUGGGUCAGGGUUAAGUUUUGAAUUUACCCUUCCUGGUUAACACCUGGUUUUUAAUUUUAUUUUUGUUUGUUUUCUCGGUGUGUGUAUUUCCUAAUUUAUUUACCUCUUUUUCCCUUUUUUUUUAAUUAAAGAGCAAAACUUUUUAUUACUUUGUAAUUUAAAAAACUGAAAAAAAAUUACUGAAGAACUUUGGGGGGAAUUUUGUACUUUUUUCCUGUGUAAAUACUGGACUUUUUUGAGCUUUAUCGUGGUUGUUAAUUUGAAGUAAUAAAGUAGAAAAGGACAAAGUGA